AUGGCAACAAUUGCAGCAAUUACAAACAUUUCUGCUGCUGCUGAAGACAGAGUACUGGAUCAAGAUUCAGUCUCUGAGCAACUAGAGGAAGAAGAAGAAGAAGACAAUGUGUCACUAAGUGAUCUUCCAGUGAAUUUGAAGAAACAAGAUCAAACCCAAUGUCCAAACACUAAAUCUGAGCCUACCCAUGUCAACAUUGAAGCCCAAGAUGAAGAAUUUGAUUUUGGUUCUUCAAUGCGCGGCACCUCUUUUUGGGCUGACACCAAAAUGUGUGCUGCCGAUGAUGUGUUCUUCCAAGGCCAAAUUCUCCCUCUCCGCCUCUCAGUCAGCUCCGACGCCGGCUUUUCCGGCUUAACCAGACGGUCUCCGGCGAGCAGCGUCGGGUUCAGAAGCAAUAGCUGCAGAAGCAGAAUCAGUCCCAAUUCAUCAUUUAGCAGCAACAGCAGCUCCACCACCACCACCACUACCACAACAGCGACAAGAGGCAUUGCUUCAAGCUCAAAGCGGAGAAGCCCAAGAAGACCCAGAAACCAAUUCUACACAGAGCCAAGUCCAAAAGCCCAAAUCAAAAUUCCAAAUCCAAUACUGGAAAAAGCUGGCAGCAGGCGCCAUAAUUCUUCGAUGUGGGAUUUUUUCAGGCUGGGUUUGGUCCGUACGCCUGACAUUGAAUUGCAGGACAUUAACAAGGCACUUCGAAGUAAUAGCAGCGCCAAUAAAAGUUCCGUCAGUCGAAAUAGCAGCGUUAGCAGCACCCACAGCACUAAUUUCAUUGCAAAUUACAACAACGCCACGAGCGCCGGCGGUGUUUUGAAGUCGGAGGACACGAAACAGAGCAAACAGAGCAAGCAGAGAAAACAGAGGUUUUUUGAUAGCAUUCAUGGCUGCAAGUGCUCGUUCGAAACUGUGGCGUCUGAUAACCUGAUCGUCAAGAGCAAAUCAUCAAGCAGUGGGAGAAGCAGCUCGAGUCACAUCAAUGAAAGCAGAACAGAAACAGAAUACUCGGCUGCGCAUGCCAUGCUGAAAGAAAAAGUAGAGGUGGAGUUGAAGAUGAUGAAGAAUAAUAAGCAGAAGCAGAAGCAAAAGCAAAAGCAAAAGCAGGCCAUGUCACAUCACAGAACGUAUGAAUGGCUAAAGCAGCUGUCGCAUGCAAAUUCUCCUCCUCCUCUUCCUGUGCAUGUUUAA
Messenger RNA from Prunus armeniaca (apricot), 1182 nucleotides. The record is from the annotation of a GenBank genome assembly. NCBI's taxonomy places the organism in Eukaryota, Viridiplantae, Streptophyta, Magnoliopsida, Rosales, Rosaceae.